Diaporthe amygdali is the source of this 1221-nucleotide messenger RNA. RefSeq names its product tyrosinase central domain protein. The transcript has 4 exons. Gene Ontology annotation, molecular function: oxidoreductase activity. NCBI's taxonomy places the organism in Eukaryota, Fungi, Ascomycota, Sordariomycetes, Diaporthales, Diaporthaceae. The record is from RefSeq and is a predicted model, not a curated record. The coding region runs from base 1 to 1221 and encodes 406 amino acids.
AUGCAACUCACCCAGCGAGCCCUCGGCGCGGCUCUCGCCUUGGCCGGUGUUUCCCAGGCCGGCCCAGCCCUCGUCAAGAGGCAGGAUGCGGGAUUCAACCGAUUCAACGCCUCCAUCGGUGAUUUUGGCGAGCAUGCGCGCAGCGUUGCUCUGUCUCGGUUGGGUGCGAACUCUACAUGCACGGCUGACAAGGUGUCUGUCCGCAAGUCUUGGCACGAUCUGACUGCGGAAGAGCGUAUCGCCUAUACGGAUGCCGUGCUAUGCCUGCAGAGCAAGGAGGCUAAGACGCCGUCUAGCCUUGCCGAGGGUGCCAAGUCCAGGUUCGACGACUUUGUUGUGACGCAUAUCAACCAAACCUUCACCAUCCACCAGACGGCCAACUUCCUAGGCUGGCAUCGUUGGUUCAUCUGGGAGCAUGAACAAGCCCUCCGCAACGAGUGCGGCUACACAGGCACCCUCCCUUACUGGGACUGGGCGCGCACCGCCGAAGAAGGUCUGGCCAACUCGCCCAUCUUCGACGGCAGCGAGACGUCCAUGAGCGGCAACGGCGUCUCGAUGAAUUACACGGACGCCGACUACAUCGUUGUAAACGAGGACCAGGGCGACGCCGCGGUGUACCUGUCUGCUGGCACAGGUGGCGGCUGCGUCACCUCGGGGCCCUUUGUCAACUACACUGUCAACCUUGGCCCCAGCGGCCUGACGACCAUCAACAGCGGCUCCGACAACUCCUCCUACCCCUACAAGUACAACCCGCGCUGCCUGAAGCGCAGCCUUACCCAGGACGCCAACGACCGCUUCGCCAACUCCAGCAGCGUCCUCACCCUGCUGCGCGAGCCCCAGGAUAUUUGGUCCUUCGAGUGGCUGAUGCAGGGUGACCCGCUGUACCCGGAGCUGGGCGUCCACGGCGGCAUCCACUUCUCGAUUGGCGGCGACCCCGGCAGGGACCUCUUCGUCUCUCCCGGCGACCCGGCCUUCUACCUGCACCACGGGCAGAUCGACCACGUGUGGUGGCUGUGGCAGAUGCAGGACCCGGCCUCGCGCGUCGCCGACUGGACCAGCGCCGUCAACGGCGCCUUCACCAUGAACAACUCGACCGAGCCCCACAAGAACGGCACCGCCGAGGACGUCCAGGGCCUGGGCUUCGUCGCCGAGGGCAAGGCCCACCUGCUCGGCGAGCUGCUUGACACGACCGCCAACGACUUCUGCUACGUCUACGUAUGA